Messenger RNA from Bursaphelenchus xylophilus (pine wood nematode), 1246 nucleotides. The record is from the annotation of a GenBank genome assembly. Lineage: Eukaryota; Metazoa; Nematoda; Chromadorea; Rhabditida; Aphelenchoididae.
AUGGACGUUCUCAACAAGAAUGAGGUAAAAAUGGACUGGAACUCGUUCAAAGCAGCCAUGCACGAUGCUACUGCAAAUCCACCAUGGCGCGCCAAGAAUACUGUCCACCAACAGAGAUGGAAUCCGUAUUCCAUGGAGGGAGGGUAGGUGUUGGUUUAUAUUUUCUUUUUUUAGGCAGAAACGGAUGAGAGUUUUAGCAAAGUUAAUUUUAUUAGUUGUCUCACAUACUCAUCGAUGUUGCGGGAGUAUUUUGAACCCAAGUCUUGGACUGUUUAAACCAAGCAAACAGUUUUUAUUAGCUUAGGGCUAAGCUUACCAUGGGCAAUAUAGUUUUUUUGAUUUUUAGUACCGCAUGUGCCUUGGCUGGUUACAACUUUGUCGUUGCGGCCAGUGACACUCGUAUGUCUGCCUUCGAAGUCAGUGUUAUGAACCGCGAAGCGGAGAAAGUUAAUGUUUUGAACGAUAAUAUUAUCCUUGCCACCACUGGGUUCUAUGGUGAUGUUAUUCAGCUCAAACGUGUUCUUGAGGUGAGUAAGGCUUUUAUGAGUCUCGAAUUGAUUGAAUUGCCUUUGCAGAGAGAUAUGGUGGUAUUUUUGAUCACUUUCUUUGUGAUGUAUAUUGUUUUAGUUUGCAUGUCUAAUAUCAUAAAAUAAUGCUUGUAUUUCAGUCUCGCCUUCACAAAUACCGCUUUGAUUAUCGAUGUGACAUGACUGUCGACCUUUGCUCGGAACUAUUAGCCAGGAACUUGUACUAUAAACGAUUCUUCCCGUACUACACUGGAGCUAUUCUUUGCGGAAUCGAUGAAAAGGGUAAAUUAUUUUUUUGUUUUCUGUCUGCUUUUAGAAUCAAAAAGAAUCUUUAUCCGAAGUAAUAGCCUUAAAUUGGCCUCUGUCAUAAAGAAAUGGCAUUUGCAAACUGGAAGUUAGGUCUCAUGAAUAAUAUUUCAGGCUGUGGCGCCGUCUACAGUUAUGAUCCCGUCGGUUGCAUCGAACGUCUUCCUUAUUCUUGCAGUGGCGGCGGUGAGCCCAUGAUGCAGCCUUUCCUCGACAACCAAGUCGGCCACAUGACUUUCUCAGACCAAGCCGAAAAGCCCCAACUCACCAUCGACAGAGCCAUAUCCUUGGUGAAGGACGCCUUCAAGUCGGUAGCGGAACGUGAGACCUCUACUGGUGACAAGAUUAACAUCGUCAUCGCCGAACACAACAGGCCCAUCCGGCGCUUGACUAUCCAGCUCCGCGAGGAUUAA